This is a messenger RNA of Eremothecium sinecaudum, 333 nucleotides long. Its product is annotated as HFL154Wp. NCBI's taxonomy places the organism in Eukaryota, Fungi, Ascomycota, Saccharomycetes, Saccharomycetales, Saccharomycetaceae. The transcript has a single exon. Bases 1 to 333 code for a protein of 110 amino acids. The record is from RefSeq and is a predicted model, not a curated record.
AUGUGGAGACAUUUGGUCAAGCGACCUAUAAGACUGGCGUACUACAGCAGUCGAUCUCAAAGCUUCAGAAAAUGGUCAGACUUGAGCCAUGAUGAUAGGGUAACAUUCAUUACCAAGUAUGUUGAUCUAUACAAGGAAAAGCAUCCUUGUAGCAAAAGCAAUGUUAUGUAUAGGACGUUGGCAAGCGACAUGGAAGAGCACGAUGACACCCCUUAUGUUUUUGGUAUACUAUACAAUGAAAUUAGAGCUGUUCAGUUGGGCGAAUCUAAAGACAACGUCAAGGGCUCUGGCACAAUGGGGGACCCAGAUUUUGCUAAAUUAUUGUACAAAUAA